Botrytis cinerea B05.10 is the source of this 1618-nucleotide messenger RNA. RefSeq lists its product as hypothetical. NCBI's taxonomy places the organism in Eukaryota, Fungi, Ascomycota, Leotiomycetes, Helotiales, Sclerotiniaceae. The coding region runs from base 635 to 1312 and encodes 225 amino acids. The record is from RefSeq and is a predicted model, not a curated record. The transcript has 4 exons.
GAAUAUAUGCAUUUAUUCUAUUCCAUUUCUCUUGGAUUUUGACUAGGGGGCGACGGUGAGGUCAAAUUUGUAGUAGGAAUAGUUCCAAAGUUUAAUAAAUUUAUAGCUUUGCCCUAUCCUCCCCCUUUUAUCCUAUCCUCUCCUAUUUUCCCAGUUAAAGAAUUCCGUCCUAUUCUCAAGUCGAAUUGAAGAUAGGAUUGGAGUUUUGAAGCGCUGAGAUUCACGUAACUUUAGAGACCAAACGAGGCUAUUCGAGGCCGCGGUCUCAAUCCUGAAGUGUCAAAUAACCUCACUUCUUCUCUAACAGGUGUAAAUCAUGCCAUUGACUUGGAGGCUUUCUCGGCCUCGUCCUUUUGAAGGAGCCAUCAGGAGUUGUCGUCUGAAAAUGGAAGUGUCUAUGAGCCUGCUAUUGACCUGAAGGCUCUAUUGGGUUGACUUUGUUGGAUCGAAUUUUUGGUAUAAAUGAUUCAGAUUUACCAAGAUGUCUUUCUAUCUUCAGUCUCUCAUCAACCUCAAUAACAACUACUACACAAUUGUAUUUUAUCACAAAUCUUGCUUAUCCUCUUUCUGAUUACCAAAUACCUCUUCUGCUCAUUUUAUACCCCCUCAGUUUUUUACCUCAAUUCUUUUCAGUAUGUGCAAAAAGUGUGGACAUACUAAUUGCCGACUUGUCUCAAGCAGCAAGGCCUCCUCAUCCAAGAGAAGUAGCUCCGGAAAUAGAUCGGAUGGAUCAGAAAAAUCAGACAAAUCAAAAAGUUCGGAAAAGUCAGGAACUUCGGGAAAGUCAGCAAAUUCGAAAUCUUCAGUCAAGACAGCUAGCUCUGGACUAUCGCAAUUAACGACUUUAGCCCAAACAAUCAGUGAGGACCUUAGACAAGCAUCCGAAGCCUUAGAAACUCUUGUUAAUAACUGGAAGAUUGAUAACGAGAACUUAACGAAAUACACACCGGACUAUGACUCUUCCAAAUGGACCAAACAAAUGCGUCAAAAGCACAAUGAUUACCACAAAUAUGAUGAUAACCGAAAGAAAAGUAUGGGGGAUUUCAAGAAUCAUUACAAAAACCAUUGCAAAAAUGAUCCUACUUCCGAUGACUUUAAAACGCUCCGAGCGCUGGCUAUCAAAUGGGCCGACGAUGCGUUAACUGUGGCCGAGGCACGAUUGCAAUUCUCAAUGGAAAAUAAAGCCGCAUACAAAGAUCACAAAGCAAUGAAAGGACAUCUUGAUCAAAUAGAAAAUAUGAUCAAUAGUGCUAAGAACGCUCUGUCACGUCAAAAGCAAACCAAGGCUACUAUUUUAAAAAUGACUGCAUAAGCGAGUGAUAGCCGUCAAGUUAAAGAUAGCGGUAAAUGAGUUUUCCAGGAACAAGAGAGAAAACGAUCACAUUUUCGCAACAACAAUCACCAGAGUGUAGCUGAAGAGGAUCUAACUCCUCAUUGUUAUUGGGAUAGUAUGCUUUGAUAGUAUGGUGUUUUGGUUAUCAGGGUUUGUUUGUUAUAUUUGAUUUUAUCGGGUUUUGAUUUAUUGGAUUUGUUUAGACUGCAUUGGAUUUAUCGGGGCUUGCAUUAUAUAUAAAUGAAGAAAUGAAUCAUAUACAUUCUUUACUUAAACGUUUGCUUA